AUGGCGCCUUAUGAAGCAUUGUACGGAAGAAAGUGUAGAUCUCCACUUUGUUGGACAGAGUUGAGCGAGAGAAGUUUGAUAGGUCCAGAAUUGGUGGAUUACACAACUCAGAAGAUUCAGAUGAUACAACAGAAGCUGCUUACUGCCCAAAGCAGACAGAAAAGUUAUGCAGAUAGGAGAAGACGACCAUUGGAAUUCAUGGACCAGUGGCUUACAGAAUUGCCCUACCUCCACAACUGGCCAAUUCAUAAUGUAUUCCACGUGUCACAACUCAAGAAGUACCACCCAGAUCCAUCUCAUGUGAUUGAGCCUAAAGAGAUCGAGUUACAAGAGAAUCUUACUUUCAAGGCCAAACCUGAAUGCAUUCUGGACGCUAAGGAUAAGCAACUUCGGAAUAAAACUAUUCGGUUACUUAAGGUUUUCUGGAAAGGAAUGUCUCCUGGGGAUGCCACCUGGGAAACUGAAGAGCGAAUGCGGCGGGAUUUUCCUAACUUGUUUGAUUAG
This is a messenger RNA of Neltuma alba, 504 nucleotides long. RefSeq lists its product as uncharacterized. The coding region runs from base 1 to 504 and encodes 167 amino acids. The transcript has 2 exons. The record is from RefSeq and is a predicted model, not a curated record. NCBI's taxonomy places the organism in Eukaryota, Viridiplantae, Streptophyta, Magnoliopsida, Fabales, Fabaceae.